Molecule: messenger RNA, 5775 nt
Organism: Varanus komodoensis (Komodo dragon)
Lineage: Eukaryota; Metazoa; Chordata; Lepidosauria; Squamata; Varanidae
Gene: COL11A2
Product: collagen type XI alpha 2 chain
Exons: 68
Coding region: 1-5775 (1924 amino acids)
Molecular function (GO): extracellular matrix structural constituent
Source: RefSeq, a predicted model, not a curated record
AUGAAAGUCAAGCGGCACCGAACGGGUGAACUAGAAGGGACCCUGGAGGUCAUCCAGUCCAACCACAAGCUGCAAGCCGGGCAGCUCGCAAGGCCAAUGGGUCUUCCCCGGCCCAUUCGAGACCAGGCACCCCAGCGCCUCUUCCGCCAAGCCGCCAUGUAUGCUCGGACGCGGUGGGGGCGGGGGGCGCCGAGGCACGGGCACCCGCCAUCCCUGCCCCUCGGCCUCUCUCCAUCUCUCUCCCCCCCUUCCCCCGCAGCAGACCCCGUGGAUGUGCUGAAGGUGCUGCAGCUGCACAAGCAGCCCCAGGGCGUGCGCAGGACGGCGGGCUUCUGCCCCAGGAGGCGCUCCGGAGCCGCCCCAGACGUGGCCUACCGGAUAUCCAGGCAGGCGCAGCUCAGCGCCCCCACCCGGCAGCUCUUCCCAGCAGGCAAGUUCCCGGAGGACUUUUCCAUCAUGGCGCUGCUGAAGCCCAAGGCCGGCCUGCAGGCCUUCCUGCUCUCCAUCUACAACAAGGACGGCCUCCAGCAGCUGGGCGUGGAGCUGGGCCGCUCCCCCGUCUUCCUCUACGCGGACCAGCGCGGCCGCCCCGCCCCAGAGGACUACCCCGUCUUCCGGGGCGUCAACCUGGCUGACGGCAAGUGGCACCGCGUGGCGCUCAGCGUCAGCAAGAAGCAGGUGACGCUCCUCCUGGACUGCAAGAAGAAGGCCACGCGGCCGCUGCCCCGCGGAAGCCAGCCGGUUGUGGACACGCGGGGCAUCACCGUCUUCGGCACCCGCCUCCUGGACGAGGAAGCCUUUGAGGGUGAGAUCCAGCAGCUGCUCAUCUCCCCCAGCCCCCAGGACGCCUACGACUUCUGCGAGCACUACAGCCCCGACUGCGACGGCGCCACCCAGAAGCCCCAAGCCCAAGAGGCCGCGCAGAGGCCCGCCAGGCCGGGGUUCUCUGACGUGGCCGCGGAAAAGCAGCAUGCCCACUCUCACGGGCCCGGGAAGGACGGGACGGGCUCUCCAGCCUCCACGCCUCUGUGGGGAGCCGGUGAGCAGGCCCGGGAGCAGGCACAGAACGGCUGGCGACUCCAGUCCAGGAGCCCCAGUCAGGCCCUGCACCCUGCCCCACGGUCUCUGCGGCCCCCGCAGCCUGGCAGCUGCUGCGUCGCGUCCCGGAACGCCGCCAAGCCUGGCGCCCCCCGCAAGCCCAAGGCGAAGCGGCCGCAGAAGCGCCAGCUAGCGGCCAUGCCGCCCCCCUACGCCAAGACGGGGGCCAAAAACGGGAAGUCCUCGGGCAAGGCCCGCGGUGGCGGCGGUGCCGGUGCCAAGGCGACUGCGGGGGGCAGAUCCUCGGCCGCGAAAAGCCCCCCGGGCAGAGCUGGUGGCCAGGCGCACGCCGGGGCCGGCGGGACCCGGACGCCGGGAAACAGCUACCAGCAGGAGGAGGUGCCCAGCCCACGUCCCGCCGAAGAGCAGGUGUUCGCGGAGGAGGAGGUGCCAGGUGUGGGCCUGGGGCACCGGCACCCCUACGAGGACCUCGGCCAGCUGCCGGAGCUGGGCCCUGUGCUCCCGGCCGAGGCCCCGCCUGGCGGAGGCGUGCUGCACGGGGCCAGAGGCAUCAAAGGGCAGAAGGGGGAGCCGGCCGUCUUCGAGCCCGGCAUGCUGGUGGAAGGUCCCCCUGGCUCGGAAGGACCGCCGGGCUUCUCGGGGCCGCCCGGCACCCAGGGACCCCCCGGACCCUCCGGCGAUCCCGGCGACAGGGGUCCUCCAGGACGGCCCGGCAUGCCCGGAUCCGACGGUGUCCCUGGACCCCCCGGCACGUCCAUGAUGCUCCCGUUCCGCUUCGGGAGCAGCGGAGGCGGCAAGGGACCCGUCGUGGCGGCGCAGGAAGCCCAGGCCGAGGCCUUCUUACAGCAAGCCCGCAUGGCCCUGCGCGGCCCCCCAGGACCGGCGGGAUACACCGGCCGCCCUGGCCCCAUGGGUCCACCGGGCAGCAACGGCAUAAAGGGAGAGCACGGAGACUUUGGCUUCCAGGGACCGCGGGGGCCGCAAGGGCUAACUGGCCCCCCAGGGAAGCCGGGCCGCCGAGGUCGUGCCGGAGCUGAUGGGGCACGGGGAAUGCCGGGGGAACCCGGCGUCAAGGGUGACCGUGGGUUCGACGGACUCCCCGGCCUUCCAGGGGAGAAAGGACAUCGGGGUGACGCCGGCGUGCAGGGCAUCCCUGGCUCUCCUGGGGAAGACGGCGAGAGGGGAGACGACGGUGAAGUUGGACCACGGGGACUUCCCGGGGAGCCGGGACCCAGAGGAUUGCUCGGCCCCAAAGGGCCCCCCGGGAUCCCCGGGCCGCCGGGCGUGCGCGGCAUCGACGGACCACACGGGCCGAAGGGGAAUCUGGGUCCGCAAGGAGAGCCCGGCCCCCCCGGCCAGCAGGGGACUCCAGGGACACAGGGUCUGCCAGGGCCGCAGGGGGCAAUGGGUCCCCCAGGAGAAAAGGGUCCCACUGGGAAGCCAGGACUCCCUGGAAUGCCCGGAUCUGAUGGCCCUCCAGGCCACCCGGGCAAGGAGGGACACCCCGGCACCAAAGGAAACCAGGGCCCGUCCGGUCCGCAAGGUCCAAUCGGCUACCCAGGGCCUCGAGGUGGAAAGGGAAUUGAUGGAAUCCGUGGCUUGAAAGGCCACAAGGGCGAGAAGGGGGAAGAAGGCUUUCCCGGCUUCAAGGGUGACGUGGGUGUGAAAGGAGACCGGGGUGAAGAUGGCGUCCCAGGCUCCCGAGGGGAGGAUGGCCCCGAAGGCCCCAAAGGCCGGACUGGGCCCUCUGGAGACCUGGGCCCCCCAGGGCUCGUAGGAGAGAAGGGGAAACUGGGUGUACCAGGACUGCCCGGCUACCCAGGCCGACAGGGCCCCAAGGGUUCACAAGGCUUCCCGGGGUUCCCCGGGACCAAUGGCGAGAAGGGCAGCCGGGGCCUCUCCGGGAAGCUCGGGCCUCGAGGCGAGCGGGGACCCUUGGGCCCCAGAGGACAGCGUGGGCCCCGAGGAGCCACCGGAAAGCCCGGAGCAAAGGGCAUCUCUGGCAGCGAAGGACCGGCCGGGCCCCUCGGGGAGCGGGGGCUGCCUGGGCCACAAGGGCCGAAUGGAUUCCCCGGACCGAAAGGACCCCCUGGCCCCCCCGGGAAGGACGGGCUGCCCGGCCACCCUGGACAGCGGGGAGAAGUCGGCUUCCAAGGCAAGACCGGCCCCCCCGGAGGUCCGGGGGUCGUGGGACCACAGGGCGCCCCAGGAGAAACGGGCCCGAUGGGGGAGAGGGGCCACCCCGGCCCUCCCGGCCCCCCUGGGGAGCAAGGUCUGCCAGGCCCAUCCGGGAAAGAAGGGACCAAGGGGGACCCCGGCACAACCGGCAGCCCGGGGAAAGACGGCCCGGCUGGACUGCGCGGCUUCCCCGGAGAACGGGGCCUUCCUGGGACUGCUGGGGGGCCUGGACUGAAAGGCAACGAGGGACCCGCCGGACCCCCGGGACCCGCUGGCUCUCCAGGGGAGAGGGGGGCAGCGGGGUCGGGAGGCCCCGUCGGGCCCCCGGGAAGACCCGGACCACAAGGACCGCCUGGCCCGGCUGGGGAGAAGGGCGUGCCUGGCGAGAAGGGGCCCCUGGGCCCGGCUGGUCGCGACGGGGCGCAGGGCCCGGUGGGCCUGCCGGGCCCCGCAGGGCCACCCGGGGGUCCCGGCGAGGACGGUGACAAGGGCGAGGUGGGAGACCCGGGGCAGAAGGGCAGCAAGGGCGGGAAAGGCGAGCACGGUCCUCCUGGUCCACCCGGACCCCUGGGCCCCCCCGGACAGCCAGGCACUGCGGGCGCUGACGGGGAGCCCGGAGCCAGAGGCCCACAGGGCCACUUCGGGGCCAAGGGGGACGAGGGGACGCGAGGCUUCAAUGGCCCCCCAGGGCCAGUAGGCCUGCAGGGUAUGCCUGGACCCUCUGGAGAAAAGGGUGAGACCGGAGACGUGGGGCCCCUGGGACCCCCGGGACCCCCAGGACCACGAGGCCCGGCCGGACCCGCAGGAGCCGACGGUCCACAAGGCCCCCCAGGAGGCAUCGGAAACCUCGGUCCCCCCGGGCAGAAGGGCGAGCCCGGCGAGCAAGGGGGUCCCGGGGUCCCCGGAGAGCCUGGAGGAAAGGGCCCACGGGGCGAAAGGGGGGAGAAAGGAGAGGCCGGAGCUGCCGGGGUGCCCGGGCCCCCGGGCGGAAAAGGCCCCCGCGGAGAUGACGGCCCCAAGGGCAACCCCGGUCCCGUCGGUUUUCCCGGCGAUCCAGGCCCCCCCGGCGAAAUGGGACCCCGGGGCCAAGACGGAGCCAAGGGCGACCGAGGGGAAAGCGGCGAGCCCGGAGAAGCGGGGUCUCCUGGUCCCACGGGCGAGAACGGCCCCCCCGGCCCGCUGGGAAAGAGGGGCCCGGCCGGCACCCGCGGCCCCGAGGGACGGCAGGGGGAGAAAGGCAAAAAGGGAGAACCGGGUGCGCUGGGACCCCCCGGGAAGACCGGGCCGGUGGGCCCGCAGGGAGCUCCCGGGAAGCCAGGAACCGACGGGCUGAGGGGCCUCCCUGGAUCCGUGGGGGCACAAGGCAAGCCGGGCUCCCCAGGACAGGCCGGGCCCCCAGGGCCAGCGGGCCCCCCCGGCUUGCCAGGACUGCGAGGGGACUCCGGGCGCAAAGGAGAGAAGGGCCACCCCGGCCUCAUCGGCCUCAUCGGACCGCCGGGAGAGCAGGGGGAGAAGGGAGACCGCGGCCUGCCCGGCCCCCUGGGCAGCAAGGGCCACAAGGGAGAGACUGGCAUCUCCGGCCCGACCGGCCCCAUCGGCCCCGGUGGGCCCCCCGGACUUCCCGGUCCCCCCGGCCCCCAAGGCGCUAAAGGAGCCACGGGUCAAGCAGGACCCAAAGGCCAGCGAGGGGUCCCCGGACCACCCGGGCAGCCGGGCCCCCCGGGCGAGGUCAUCCAGCCGCUGCCCAUCCAGCGGCCCAGGAAGAGCCGGCGCUCCGUCGACGCCAGCCAGAUCGUACCGGAGGAGGAGAUGGCGUCGGACGCGGCCGGACGCGGGGCCCCCCGGGGCCUGGAGGAGGUCCACGGCUCCCUGCACUCGCUGCGGGAGGAGAUUGAGCUGAUGCGCAAGCCCCUGGGCACGCCGGACAGCCCUGCCCGCACCUGCCAGGACCUGCACCUUUGCCGCCCGGAGCUCCCCGACGGCGAGUACUGGAUCGACCCCAACCAGGGCUGUGCACGCGAUUCCUUCAAGGUCUACUGUAACUUCACGGCUGGCGGCGAGACGUGCGUGUUCCCCAGCCGGGAGAGCCGGGAGGUGCCUGUGGCCGCAUGGGAGGGAGAGACGCCCCCGCGCUGGUUCAGCCAGUUCCAGAAAGGAAGCAAGUUCUCCUACGUGGACGCGGACGGGCAGCCCCUCGGCGUCGUCCAGCUGGCCUUCCUGCGCCUGCUCAGCCUCUCGGCCCGGCAGAACUUCACCUACCGCUGCCAGCGCUCGGCCGCCUGGCACAGCCCGGGGGGGCACCAGCGGGCCCUGCACUUCCUGGGCGCCAACGAGGAGGACCUGAGCUACGACAGCAGCCCCUUCGUCAAGGCGCUGGAGGACGGCUGCGCGGCGCGGAAGGGCCCCGCCGAGACCCUGCUGGAGGUGAACACGCCGGCCGUGGCGCAGCUGCCCCUGCUGGACGUGCGCGUGGCCGACUUCGGGGAGCCCGGCCAGAAGUUCGGCUUCGCGGUGGGGCCGGCCUGUUUCCUCGGCUAG